UUUGCAUUAUGAUAGUAAAAUGAUGAUAAUAAUGUCUGUUAUUUGUAUAGCGCUCAUCAGCAAGAAUUGCUGUUUCAUCUGAUUUAUCACUGGCAAUGCUCUUGAACAGCCAACAUCACUGCAAAAAUGUCUGGAUCCUCGAUGGCCAUUAUCUGUCCUUGUUGUCAACUUUACUGCAAUGGCGCUGUGACUUCUUUUGAAAGAGAUUACCACUUACCACACAUUGGGUAUUCUACCGAUAUUUUUCAUAGUCACCAGCUGGCACAGUAGGCAAGAGGAAUCAAGAUGUCGACUAAGAAACCUGCCAUAGUAAUCAACUGUUACACUAACAGUGAAAGUGAAGGAGGAGAGGAACCUAAGCACUACACAGAGUUAAAAGGCUUUCUCGAGGAGACUGGAUAUGAAAUUGAUCAAUACACUGUGGAUAUUGACAAAACCCAAUUAGAAAACCUAGUUAGUGAAAUAGAAAAGGCCAAACACACCAUCAGUGUGGUCACAGAAAACUCGAUCCAGGGUUUCUUUGGAGAUGAGAACCAUUACCAGAAAUGGCUGCGUUCACUACAUAAGUGUCUUGACUCGGAUAAUGUGUUGACACAUAUCAUUUUUUGCAUCAACGUUGAUGUGAAAAAUGUGCCCUGGUACCUCCGCCAGUUUAACCCGUGCAUCAGCUAUAGUCAUAAAAACCAUGACUGGAAAGUUGAGUUACGGAAUGUACUGAAACUUGAGAAGAAAUCUGUGAAGACCCUUAAACAUGUGAAUGCUGGGGAGGCCCUUGCCUGGUCACAUUACACUGGUUUCGUUCGUUUUCUGCCAAUGGUUGGGUCUGGUGGUGAUCCAAAAGAUGAGUGUGUGUGGCAAGCGCAGGAUGGGAAGCCUGUCAUCAAUAACCUAGUGAUAUUGAUACCAAGCGACUGCCACUGUCCAGCUACGAUAGAGCAUCCAUCAAUUCAAGGCCGACAAAAAUCAAAGUAUUAUACAUUUCACCGAGCAGGAAAAGAGAGGAAGCUGAAUGUUGAUUUGUAUACACUGGAGGGUGAAGAUAAGUUGGUGCCCAUUUCGUCCACCCCCUCAAUAGAGACGCUCCGUUUGAUGAAGGAGGAUAAAGGACUGGAUGAGAUGUGGUUGCAAGAGCAGAAGGAUAGAUUCACUGAUGUGUUGAAAGACAGAAUUGAGAGCGAUGGUUACCUGAGGCGAAAGGUGAUUCUAAUCACCGACUACAAUAAAGACAAUGAAGAUUUUGUCAAGAAUAUUCUGCGGGAAACUAAACAAGCCCAUCAAGACCAGCAGAGCACAACUUCUUAUCCUGGAAAGGAAGGCCGGUGGUCGGUCUAUUUACGUUCCGAGGAAGAUGAUGCUGAUCUAGCUAAAAAAAUUGAGGGCAUAAUCAAAGAAGAAAUACCUGACCUUAUCAUUGAGAACAGAGAAACCAGAAAGUGUGGAGAGCGUGAGCAUAAUGAAAGCCUUGUGAAAAUAAGGGAUGUCGAUCAGUGUAUAUUUCUGCUGACAGAACACAAGGGGAAGAUAUCCGCGGACUAUGAAGUAUCCGAAUGCGUGGACAAAGUCAUGCAAUGUAGCAACAAGAGGGCUACCAUCCUGCUGUACACUGAAGAGGCAGAAAAGAAACAUAAAGACUACUUUAAACAGCUUGCCGAACAUGUUGUGACUAGGGUUCAGUAUGGUAAAGACGGAUGGGUGAAUGAGUUGAAGGAGGCAAUCACAGAUAUACAAGCACGACCCCUGAAGUCAGCGGUGAACUUCCAUAACUUAUCUGAAGGCUUGGCCUUUGGUUACCUCUAUGGGUAUAUGAGGCCUUUCUUGCCAGAAUUUUCAAAGAAGUUGGAGGAGUUGAAAAUUUCCGAUGUGAUGCCCAAGAAACUCAUCAUUUUGAUGCCGAAGUCAGGAUACUCGCCAAAAACACUGCAAGCAACAGUUAAUGAUGACAAGCAUUUGAAGGAGUUGGAAGGGCCUGAGAGGAAAACAAAAAAAAUUAGCUAUCGCUAUGGAUUGCAAGACAGAGACUACACUGUAACAGAAUACCGUCUGACAGAUGAUGAUCAAAAGGAAUAUUUUGUUGCGGCCGAAUUCCUGACCCCUCUGCAGGCAUUGACUGAUAUGCAGAAGGACGUAUUUGCUGACAUGAGCAUCGAGCAGAAAUGUGAUCUGCAGAGGAAUCUUCGGAAAGUAAUGCUUGAAAUUGUGAAGAGCAAAUUGAUUCCCGAGGAUAUCGUGGACAAGUUCCUACUUCUAGAAAUAGAAGAUGAAGGCUUGGAUGGAAAACCAACGACGGAUGCUGAAAAACUGCAUAUAUGUUAUCGCGAACUUUUGAAGACAGUCAAAGAGGAGCUGAGACGAGAACAGGAAAAGCCGGAAGAGCAAGCCGCUCAACAAAUUGAAACAAUGGAAAUUAAGUAAAUACCUUUCAGUGUGCGGGUUGUACUCAGCUUUACUUAUAACUGAAAGUUAGCAAGAUUUUUUGCAUUACAGGAUAUCAUUUUUAGUUUCAUCAACAUUAUAUUGUUGUAAAAGAUCGAGAAAAGGUGAAAAAUGAACCUUUUGCGGCUAUAUAAUCCCUUUCGGAUGUUGUUCGACUAGACUGGGGUAUGCAUUGUGUAUGAUACUGAUCAGACCAAAAAUGAGAGUCCAGAUAAAUAUGACACCGCUAUAUGCUUCCAUAUUUGUAUGUUAUAUAUAUAUUGAAUCUACAUGUAUUUCAUGCUUGCUCCUAAUUCAUUUUAAAACUGCCAAAACCUUCAUUUUAAGUUUUGAUUAUCAUGAUAAUGGUUUUGAUGUAAAAAGGCAAGGCCAAUCUCGCCAACCUGCUCCUGCCUCCUAUCUCCUGAAGCCAAAUUGGUGGAAGGUUGGUGUAGCUAGGUGCCGCUGUGGUGUAGUCGCUCAUGGGACUCUCAACUAGCGGUCAAGAGGUCCCUGGUUCAAAUCCCACUGUCAGCGUGAGACUGUAGGCAGGUCUCUUUGUCUUACUUGCCUCUCUGCACCCAGGUGUAUUAGUGGGGACUGGUCAGAAAUGCACAGAUUGUAGCGCUGGUUGAGCAUCUCAUCUGAGGUCUACUGAAAGGUUUCAGGACAAGUCAGGGUUAAAGUGUAAAGUCGGAUGAUAACCUUUUAUUGUAUAGUUGACAUCAGACUAUAAACCCAUAAACCCAUAACUUUAGGAUUAGGAUUAGGUGUUUCUCUCCUAAUGCUAUUAGCAAGUGUCUUGGACAAAGCUACACCCCUGCCCUGUUCAAGUGUAAUCGAGCACACAAAUCGUUGCACUAUAAACAUAGUUCAGUUUGUUGUACCGUAAAUGGUUUUGUUGUUUUCUUACUGAUUUGAAAGUUGCAAUGUUGAUGCCAGCCAUGCUUGGCUUAAAUGUGUGAUAUUACUCAAUGGAAUAAAUAUGCUGUGAUGACGCUAUCUAGCCAGUUUUGGCACGUCUGUAUCACAUAGGCCUAGCUAUUGCUCGUAACUUUGGCCUUUGUACAGGCACCCUUCUACUGACUAAAGAGCGUCUACACAGCAUUUUUCAUUAUAAAAAUUAUCUGCAUUUGUACUGUGCCAACUAGUUUGUCCCCAGCUGUAAGCUUGCUGUCUACUUUAUGUUAUUUGUUACUCCUGAGGGAUUUUUUUUGCUGUAAUUGUUCACUGAUUCAAUUAACUAUGAGUUAAUCAUGUACUUGUGAUAUUGUACAUAUCAUUGCCGGCUUAGUAUUACAUGUAACCCUAUUGGGUUUUUGCCUGAUAGCCCAACAGUCAUGUAGCAGCUAUAAUAUUGGGACGCUGUUGGCAGGGUUGUUGGGUUUUCACUUUCCUCUAUCUACGUAGAUGUGCAUGCCAACCUCUGCCCUGGUGGCAGCUGUCAAUUAUACCUACAUCAGACCACUGUAGACUGAGUUAUGUUUGUGACCAUUUUAUUUUUGCAUUCGGUGGCCAACUCGAAUAUCAACAGGCUGGUAAUAAUGAUAAUAAUGGUGAAUGAUUCAACUUGUGAAGCAAUUAUGGAAACAGGGAACAUGGAAUUUAUCCUCCUCCAAAUGAAAAUGAGCACAUUUUUUCAAACUUUAGUUACUAUGUCUCCGUUUAUUGUAUAUAUAUUUGUGUAUUUAUGUAUAUAUAUUUCAGAUAGCCAAGAGCUGGUUGUUUGGUGGUCAUGAAUUACUGAGACAUGCACACAUGCAGUCUGGCCUACCCGAUUGUAAAUGUACUGGUCUACGUACUGCUGCUUUGAAAUGAAAAUUUGUAUCAUUUUCAUUGAAUAAAUGUCUAUAU
Molecule: messenger RNA, 4266 nt
Organism: Lineus longissimus
Lineage: Eukaryota; Metazoa; Nemertea; Pilidiophora; Heteronemertea; Lineidae
Exons: 14
Coding region: 286-2412 (708 amino acids)
Biological process (GO): activation of innate immune response; innate immune response; autophagosome assembly
Cellular component (GO): endoplasmic reticulum membrane; autophagosome
Molecular function (GO): 2',3'-cyclic GMP-AMP binding; cyclic-di-GMP binding
Source: RefSeq, a predicted model, not a curated record